AUGAGGGUAAUACUACAAUACUACAAGCUGACUCUAAAACAGAUCUGUUCGUGCGGACGUUUACUCAAUGGAAAGAUCGCCGCGCAGAAGCUACGUGACGCUAUUGCGAAUAGCAAGCGACGAACCGUCCUCCCCUCUCCCCCCGCACGCUGCCCCUCCACCCCGUGCGGCACACUUCGCUUGGCGCAUCCAGCUCCCGCUGUGCUCGUAUCUUAUUUGUCUGCGUCUAGCCCCCGCAGCUAUCGGCGGCCGUCGCGUCGCCUCCGCCUGUUUGGCCAGCCGCCGCACGCCGGUGCACCAGCGAUAGCCUGCCUCUACCUACUCGGCCCACUUUCGGUGCGCGUGCGUCUCACGGUGGAUCCAUCGGUA
Messenger RNA from Iphiclides podalirius (scarce swallowtail), 369 nucleotides. NCBI's taxonomy places the organism in Eukaryota, Metazoa, Arthropoda, Insecta, Lepidoptera, Papilionidae. The record is from the annotation of a GenBank genome assembly.